Molecule: messenger RNA, 12271 nt
Organism: Brienomyrus brachyistius
Lineage: Eukaryota; Metazoa; Chordata; Actinopteri; Osteoglossiformes; Mormyridae
Gene: vps13c
Product: vacuolar protein sorting 13 homolog C
Exons: 80
Coding region: 107-10831 (3574 amino acids)
Biological process (GO): mitochondrion organization; protein retention in Golgi apparatus; protein targeting to vacuole
Cellular component (GO): extrinsic component of membrane
Source: RefSeq, a predicted model, not a curated record
CAAUCAUCCUGGGCUUGAAAGCGGACGGGCGGAGCGACGAUCACGGGAUUCGGCAGCUGGAGACCGUGCAGGAAGAGGUGUGAGUCUCCAGGUCUUCGAAGUAGCGAUGGUGUUCGAGGCUCUGGUUAGUGACCUGCUGAACAGGUUCAUUGGGGACUAUGUGGAGAAUCUGGACAAGUCUCAGCUCAAGAUUGGGAUCUGGGGAGGUAAUGUGGUUCUUGAAAACCUGAGAGUUAAGGAGAACGCGUUGAGUGAGCUGGAUGUACCUUUCAAGGUGAAAGCGGGGCAGGUCGGGAAGCUGACCCUGAAGAUCCCCUGGAAGAACCUCUACAGCGAAGCUGUUGUUGCUACCCUAGAUGGGCUCUACCUCCUGGUGGUCCCAGGUGCAACUAUCAAGUACGAUGCAGCAAAAGAGGAGAAGUACAUCCAGGAGGCCAAGCAGAAGGAGCUGCAGCGCAUUGAGGAGGCCCUGCAGCUCGCCGCCUGCAGAGAAAAGCCUCAAGAGGAGAAGAAGGACACAUUUACUGAGAAGCUGGCCACACAAGUCAUUAAAAACCUUCAGGUCAAAAUCACGAGCAUUCACAUCAGAUACGAAGAUGAUGUUUCGGACCCGGAACAGCCUCUCUCCAUGGGCAUCACUCUUGCAGAACUCAGCCUGCAGACAACAGAUGAAAACUGGAAGAUAUGCAUCUUAAACGAAGCGGCCAAAAUAAUCUACAAGCUCGGGCGUUUAGAAUGCCUCUGUGCCUACUGGAACAUCAACAGCCAGAUAUUCUACAGAGGCUCCUGGGAAGAGAUCGUGGGGAAGCUGCAGGCAGGCAUCAGCACCAAAGACCGGGAGCUGAAGGAUUACCAGUGCAUUUUCAAACCCAUUUUUGCAUCGGCAAAAAUAUGCAUCAACCCCAAUGCUGAGGUGGAACUGAAAUCUCCCAAAGUGAAGCUCUACCUGGAAGUGCAGAACAUCGCCAUUGAGAUGACAAAACCUCAGUACCUCUCCAUGAUAGACCUUUUGGAGUCUGUAGACUACAUGGUCAAAAACGGUCCUUACAGGAAAUACAGACCGGAUGUGCCUGUGCAGAAAAAUGCCGACCUGUGGUGGAGGUACGCCAUCAGCAGCGUGCUGGAGGUGCACAUCCGCAGGUUUAACCGCAUGUGGUCGUGGUCGCAGAUCGUCCGGCACCGGCAGAACCUGAAAGCUUAUAGGGCGGCGUACAAGGCAAAGCUGACCCAGGGCAAGCUGAAGGAGGACACCGAGAAGCAGAUCCAGGAUCUGGAAAAGGUCCUGGAUGUUUUUAACAUCACCCUGGUCCGUCAGCAGGCGCAGAUGGAGAUGAUCCGGUCUGGACAGAAGGUGUUGGGAAAGAAGGCAGUUGCCCAGAAGCAGGGUGGUGGGGGCUUCUUUGGCAGCUUUUUCGGGAGGAAGGAGGGGAAGAAAAAGGAGCAGGAGGAGUCUAAGGAGCUGGAGAGCAUUGAUGACUUAAUGACGCCCGAGGAAAAGGCCAAGCUUUACACAGCCAUUGGGUACAGUGGCAGCUCCCACAACCUGGCCCUGCCCAAAGAGUACGUGGCCGUCAUCGUCAGCUUCAAGUUGAACCGCACCUCAGUCACGUUGCGUGAAGAGCCCGGCGUUCCGGAAAUCCUCAAGGUCCAGAUGAUCGACCUGAGCACCACGAUUUCACAGAGACCUGGAGCACAGGCAAUGAAGGUGGAGGCGUCCCUGCAGCACUGGUAUGUAACUGGUCUGCAGCAGCAGGGAGUCGUGCCCUCACUCAUCACCUCUGUGGGAGACGCUGCCUCCUCCCUGCUCAGCAUCCAGUUUGAGCUCAAUCCAGAAGCCAGCGGCGCCGACCAGCUGCUGAGGGUCCACUCCCAGCCAGUGGAGAUCAUCUACGACGCCAUGACCGUGAACAGUAUGGCAGACUUCUUCAAGACCGGCAAAGGCCUGGAUCUGGAGGUCAUCACGUCUGCCACGCUGAUGAAGCUCGAGGAGAUCAAAGAGAAGACUGCCACGGGUCUUUCACACAUCAUCGAAACACGCAAGAUCCUCGAUCUCAGGAUCGAUCUGAAACCCUCGUAUCUGCUGGUGCCCAAGUCCGGCUUCUACGACGGCAAAUCGGACUUGAUGAUUUUAGAUUUCGGAAGCUUGAAGCUGAACAGCGUGGACCAGGGAGCCAAUCAGCAAGUGAGCGCCAGCUUCUCCUCUCUAGAGGAGAUCAUGGACCGAGCUUACGAGAGAUAUGCCUUGGAACUCAGGAGCGUUCAGAUACUUUACAGCAAGUCUGGAGAGUCGUGGCAAGCUGCCCGUACUCAUGGGUCCUCCUCUCAGCACAUCCUGCAGCCCAUGGACUUCAAGGUGCAGCUGGCCAAGUCCAUGGUGGACAGAGAUGCACGGAUGCCCAGGUUCAAACUGUCUGGAGAACUUCCUCUGCUUCACGUUAAGAUAUCUGACCAGAAAAUCCACGGUGUGCUGGAUCUGGUGAAUAGCAUCCCUCUCCCUCAAGUGACAUCGACGCCGACCACCCCCACUAAAAAAAGGCUGCCGGUUCCUCUGGCUGAUUCCAGAGCUGGCAUCCUGAGCCUGGGUCCCUCCGGACUUCUGGAUGCAAUGGAGACAGAUUCGGAGGAGGACGCCAGUGAGAUGGCAUUGAGUGACGAGUCCCAGGUGCCCCAAGCAGAGGAGCUGACGGACCUGCAGUUCAAGUUCGAGGUCAAGGCGGUUCUGGUCGAGCUCACAAGGCAGGCGCAACAGGAGAGUACCAUUCUGGCGCUGAACGUGUCCCAACUGGGCGCAGAGGGCAAAAUGAGGACCUACGACCUCAUGGUGACCUCGUACCUGUGCAAGAUUAGCCUGGACUACUGUGAGGAGCGAGGCCCCCAAAACCAGCCUCUGCACUUAAUCAGCUCGUCAGAUACACACGGGUCGCCCCUCCUGAAAGUGGAGUACAUCAGAGCUGACACAAAUGGCCCGAAUUUCAAGAGCAUGUUUGAUAACACUGAGCAAACACUAAAGGUGGAAUUCUCCUCGCUGGAUUUCCUGAUGCACACCAGGGCUCUGCUGUCCACCAUCAGCUACUUCAACACGGCUCUGCCCAAGCAGAUGACGGACCCCAGAGAGACCACCAAACUGCCUGAUAAGGACGCUCCUGGCAAGCUGGUGUUCAGGGGUUCCAAGGAGAAGAACGUGUUUAACUUCAAGCUGUUUGCAGUACUGGGUGCCUUUCGAGUUGUGGUCUGUGAUGACUGGCACAGCAUCGCUGACAUCAUCGUGCAGGGCAUCGAUGCAUCGGUGUUAGUCCAGGCCAAGGAGACUGAGGUGUUUGCGAGGCUGAGAAACAUCAUCGUCACAGAUGUCGACCCAAAAACCAUUCACAAGAAGGCUGUGUCCAUAGUGGGAGGUGAGGUGUUCAGCUUCAAAAUGUUGCUGUACCCCAAUGCCACCGAAGGCGACGGCUACGCAGACACCUCCAAGGUGGACGGGAAGGUCACGCUGAAGUUGGGCUGCAUCCAGAUUGUCUAUCUGCACAAGUUCCUCGUCUCACUGCUGACAUUUAUAGACAACUUCCAGACGGCGAAGGAGGCCCUGACUGCAGCCACGGCUCAGGCUGCGGAGAAGGCGGCCUGCAGCGUGAGGGACCUCGCCCAGAAGAGCUUCCGGCUCUCCAUGAACAUUUGGCUGAAGGCCCCUGUCAUCGUGGUGCCGCAGUCUCCAACAUCCCACAAUGCAUUUGUGAUAGACCUGGGUCUAAUCACUGUAACAAACAGCUUUUCUUUAAUGGAAGCUGAGGGCUUUUCUCUUCCAGCUGUGGUUGAGAAGAUGGACGUGAAGCUCACGCAGCUCAAGCUCUCCAGAACGACUUUGAAGAACGACUCACCGCACUCUGACAUCGAGCUUCUGCAGCCUGUCAAUCUGGAGCUGAUCAUCAGGCGAAAUCUGGCAGCGUCCUGGUUCACCAAGAUCCCAGGAGUUGAAGUUCAAGGGGUGCUGAAGUCCAUGAAUAUGGAGCUGGGUCAGGAGGACUUUGGUGUCCUGAUGAAAAUCCUUGUUGAGAACAUUGGGGAAGGAAGUAAAGAGCAAGCAGUGGACAUGACAAGAGCAUCUGACCGAGGAGUGAAAGGCAAAGCGGAGGAAGGUGCGCAGCCAAGAUCAGCGACGGUUUCAGCAGUGGAGAUGGGAAGCAUGUCGCCAGUGACCCACGGAGCAAGCUGUGAAAAUACCGUCAAUGUGCUCGUCAACUUUGAGAUCAAAGAGGUGGUGCUGAAGCUGAAGAAGGUGCAGGGCCAGACAGAGCUGCCUUUCCUGGUGCUCUACGUGGACCACUUUGGAACUGAUGCAAGAAUGCGGCAGUACGACAUGUCAGCUGUGACCUACAUUAAGAAGAUCACCUUGAAGUGCCUCGAGUUUUCAGAUUCCUGCGGGGAUCCUCUCAGCCUGGUCAGCUCCUCCGUGGAGUCUGGCGGGGAGCUCCUUAAAGUUCAGUAUUUCAAGGCUGACAAAAAUGGGCCGCACUUUGCGACUGUUCACAUGAACACAGAGCAGAAGAUUGACGUCAUUUUCACAUCUCUCGACCUGAUGCUGCACACGGAGGCGCUGCUCUCCUCCAUUAACUUCCUGUCAGCCGCCCUGUCCUUCAGCUCCAUGCCCUCCCCAGAACGAGAGCAGAAGCUGAAGACGGAGGACAGCAAGGCCCUAGUGGCCAAACCGACACUCCCGCCCACCCCUUCCGAUGGCGAUGUCAUCGAUCUGCAGAUCGCCAUGCAGUUGGGUGCCUUCAACGUGCUCGUAUGCGACGAGAAGGGCAGCAUCGCCGACAUUAGGAUCCAAGGCUGUCAUGGCUCGCUACUGAUGCAAGGGACCCAAACUCACAUCUCCACUCGCCUGAGAGAUUUCAUCGUUAUCAACGUCGACCCCAAAACCAUUCACAAAAAGGCCAUCUCCAUCAUGGGAGAUGAGGUGUUUAACUUCAGCCUGAGCCUCACGCCCAAGGCCACGGAGGGCGGCGGCUACACGGACACCUCCAAAGUGGACGGCAAAGUCAAGCUGAACGUGGGCUGCAUCCAGGUGGUCUACCUGCACAAGUUCAUCAUGUCUCUUGUGAAUUUUACAAACAACUUCCAGACGGCGAAGGAGGCCCUGACUGCAGCCACGGCUCAGGCUGCGGAGAAGGCGGCCUCCAGCGUGAGGGACCUCGCCCAGAAGAGCUUCCGGCUCUCCAUGGACAUCCGACUGAAGGCCCCCGUCAUCGUGGUGCCGCAGUCGUCCACGUCCCAGGACGCUGUGGAGGUGGAUCUGGGGCUGAUCACGGUGGGGAACAGCUUCUCCCUGCUGCCCGUGGAGGGCUGCCCCCUUCCCGCUGUCAUCGACGAGAUGCACGUACAGCUCAGCCAGCUCAAGCUGUCUAGGAUCUACCCACAGACAGAGGGCGCCACCCCUAACACAGAGCUGCUCGAACCCGUCAACUUCCUGCUGUCCGUCCGGCGGAACCUGGCCGCCUCCUGGUUCCAGAAGAUGGCCGCCGUGGAGGUCGACGGGGACCUCAAACCCAUGAAGGUGGCUCUGAGCCAGGAGGACCUGUCCGUCCUGCUGAAAAUCUUAAUGGAUAAUCUUGGAGAAGCCGGCAGUGUCCCGACAGACGGCCACGUGUCCGAAGGCGUCGUGCUGAAGCAGGAAUCGCUCCGCCGGCCGGAAUCUCCCAAAGGUGACAUCAGCACGGAGACUAACCCUGCAGACCAGCAACAGGACCCGCUGGUCACCGUCAAAUUCAAGAUCAAUGUGGAGGCUCUGACUCUGCUCCUGUUCAGGAAUGAUCCCACGCAGGUGGCGCCAAUCAGCCAGCACCAGGAAUCUCUCUGCCUGGGGGAGUUAACCUUGCAUUUAAUGAAGGCAUCAGGGAAAAUGUUCAGCAGCGGUGCCUUGGAGGUCUCCACCAUCCUCACCGCAUGUACCCUAGAUGACAGGAGGACUGGGAUCCAGAGGGUAACUUCAAGGAUGGUGGGUAAGCAGGAUGAGAGCAGUGCCGACAAGAUGAUCGACGUGACGUACUCGGAGCGGGACGGCGAGCGCAGGGUGGUGGCCGUCCUCCAGAAGCUCUACGUGUGCGCCAGCGUGGAGUUCCUCAUGGCCGUGGCCGACUUCUUCAUCCAGGCCAUGCCCCAGAGUCCAGCGGCGGUGCCCGACCGGGGCGGUCAGCUGUCGCUCAGGCAAAUCUCCGAGCCAAAGAGCAGCGCGGAGCCCAAAGCAUCUUCUGUGCCAAAGAUGACGAUCCAGGCUGUGGUGCUUGACCCAGAAGUGGUGUUUGUGGCUAACCUCAUGAAGGCCGACGCCCCAGCCUUGGUCGCCUCUUUUCAGUGCAACUUCAACUUGGUGUCUGAGGAAGGUUCUCAGACCAUGAAGGCCAACCUGAAGGAUCUCAAAGUCCUGGCCUGCCCCUUCAUCAGGAACAAGGAGGACAAGGCCGUCACCACGGUACUGCGUCCGUGUUCUGUGGUCCUAGAAACGUCAAUGUCUACAGAGAAACCACUGACGGGCUUUUUGACUGUGGAGGAGGUCAUUGUUAAGAUCUCUCCGGUCAUCCUCAAUACGGUCAUGACUAUCAUGGCAGCCAUGAGCCCCAAACCCAAGGAAGAUCAAGGCGAGCAGAAGGCCGUCGACAUCAGCAACCUCUGGUCCGUCAUGAACAUACAUCAGUGCAACUACUGGUUCCUGGGGGUGGAUUCUGCUCAUGAAAUGACAGAGAACUUCAGAGAGCAGCCCAGUAGGAACGACGGCGAGAGCUUUAGGGUGGAUGUCAAGGUCGUGCAGGUGACCUUGGAGUCCGGUAUGGGCCAUCGCACCAUGCCCUUACUCUUAGCAGAGUCCUCCCUGUGUGGAAUAGCUAAGAACUGGUCCUCCUACCUGAACAUCAGCGCAGACAUGACCCUGGAGGUCAAUUACUUCAAUGAGAGCCAUGCUGUGUGGGAGCCUCUCAUCGAAAGGGUGGAGAAUGGAACGCGUCGAUGGAACCUGAAAUUAGAGAUGAAGAACAAUCCAUCCCAAGACAGAAGUCCGAUUCCUGGAGAUGACUUCAUGGUAAUCUCCGAACCCCAGACCGCCAUUAGCAUUUGCUCGAAGGACACCAUGAACAUCACCAUGUCCAAGUGCAGCCUCAACGUCUUCUCCAACUUGGCACAGGCUUUCUCCGAGGGAACAGCGUCCACCUUUGACCACUCUCUGAAAGAGAAGGCCCCCUUUACCAUCCGCAACGCCCUGGGCAUCCCACUCCUCAUGCAGCACGGCGCCAACCUGCGCGUGGUGGGCUUGCCAUCCGUAGGCAAGCUGCACGAGGUGGGGGUGGGCAAGAGCGUCGAUCUGGAACAUUCCGUCUUCGAGCCGUCGAGCCGUGGCAAGCUGUCCGCCCUGCAGCGGCAGGAGAGCUGUCUCUUCAACCUCAGCCUCGUUCCCACUGGCUACAGCGAGGUGACGAACAUCCCCGUGGACAGACCCGGACGUAGGCUGUACAACGUCCGCAGCCCCAGCCAGCAGGAGGCAGUGUCUGUGCUGGUGCAGAUAGAUGCCACGGAGGGCAACAAAGUCAUAACAGUGCGCUCGCCUCUGCAGAUUAAGAACCAUUUCUCUGUGCCUUUUGCCAUCCUGAAAUACUGCCCGGUGUUGCAAGGCCUGACUCACAUCGGUAUCGCUGAGCCCGAGAAGGAGCUCCACGUCGCUCUCGACUCAUACCGGUGUCAGCUUUUCCUGAUACCCACGGGGCCCCUGGAGGGUCAGUACCGUGAGUCGUCCACCUGCAUCUCCUGGAAGGAGCAGGUGCACUGUAGUUCGGAGGUGCAGUCAGUGCUGCAGUGCCCGGCCAGUGAGAGCCCCUUCCUGCCACUGGUGGUCAACACGCUGGCCAUGCCCGACGACCUGUGCUUCAUCUCCUGUCAGGGUGGGGAUGACUGGGACCCCGCCUACAUCAUCCACUUGCAUCCCUCCGUCACGCUGCGCAACUUGCUGCCGUAUUCCAUCCGCUUCCUGCUGGAGGGGUCAGCAGAGACCUACGAGCUGCACGAGGGCAGCGCAGCCGACGUGCUGAACGCCCGCAUUGGUGGCGAGAUCAUGGAGCUGGUGCUCAUGCGGUACCAGGGCCGCAAUUGGAACAGCCACGUGAAGAUACACCAGGCCAUGGCAGAGUUCUUCCCCGUGUGCUUCUCGUGUGACUCCGCCGAGAAGCUCACGGUGGAUGUGAGCGUGCACGUGUCACGCGUCAGCGGCCGCCUUGUGCUCUCCGUCUUCAGUCCGUACUGGAUAAUCAACAAGACCUCGCGGGUGCUGCAGUACCGGGCCGAGGACGUGCAUGUCAAGCACCCCGCUGAUUUCCGCGAUGUCAUCCUCUUCUCCUUCAAAAAGAAGAACCUCUUCAGCAAGAACAAGCUGCAGCUAUGCGUCUCCACCAGCAGCUGGUCUGAAGGCUUUUCCUUGGACACAGUGGGAAGUUAUGGAUGUGUGAAGUGUCCUGCCAGUAAUAUGGAUUACCUGGUGGGGGUCAGCAUCCAGAUGAGCAGCUUCAACCUGAGCCGCAUCGUCACCAUGAGCCCCUUCUACACGUUGGUAAACAGGUCCUCCUACGAGCUGGAGGUGGGCGAAGUUCCGAGUGACCCGACCACCGUGAACGAGCGCUGGCACUAUGUGGGCUCUGAAGAGUGUCUUCCUCUCUGGUCCGAGUCUUCCACCGGGAAGCUCUGCGUCCGGGUCGUGGGCUCCGAGUCUUCCUCCAAGUCCUUCUUCUUCAACAAGCAGGACAGCGGCACCCUGCUAAGCAUGGACACGUAUGGGGGCGUCAUCGUAGACGUGAACAUCUCAGACCACUCCACUAUCGUCAGCUUCACUGACUACUACGAGGGUGCGGCCCCCGCCCUACUUGUAAACCACACGUCCUGGGUCACGGUCAGCUUCUGGCAGAGCGGGUCCUCAGGGGUUCGGGAGCUAAAACCAGGAGAGGUCCGGCGUUUUGCCUGGGACGACCCCGCCGGGGUCAGGAGGCUCAGCUGGGGCUACCGGGAGCAGAAGGGGGAGCUUGACCUGGUCAAGGAUGAGUGUGGCCAGUUCGCCUAUGAUGACGUUACUCAGAUACACUGGGUCUCCUUCUUGGACGGCCGGCAGCGGGUGCUGCUCUUCACGGAGGACGUGGCCCUGGUCACCAAGGCUCGGCAGGCCGAGGACAUGGAGCAGUUCCAGCAGGAGGUCACCAUUUCCCUGCAGACCCUGGGGUUGUCGCUCAUCAACAACGAUAGUCGGCAGGAAGUUGCCUAUGUGGGCAUCACCAGCUCCGGUGUCGUGUGGGAGAUGAAACCAAAGAAUCGCUGGAAGCCAUUUAACCAAAAGAACAUCAACCUCCUUGAGAAGGCAUACGAGACCUACCUAUCUGAGAAGAGUGAGCCCGGCUGGGUUAAGCUGGAAACCAACAUUGAGGUGAACUUCAGCAAGGUGCCUAUGGCCAUGCGGCAGCCCUUCGCUUGCAUGAUCAGGAGGAACUUCCUGUCUGGGAUCCAGGUGGAGUUGAAGCAGUCCCGUCACCAGCGGAGUCUCCGGGCCCAGCUGCACUGGCUCCAGGUGGACAACCAGCUCACGGGUGCAGUAUUCCCCAUCAUGUUCCACCCCGUCCCCCCACCCAAGUCCAUCGCCUUAGACUCUGAGCCAAAGCCUUUCAUAGACAUCAGCAUCAUCACCAGGUUUAAUGAGCACAGCCAAGUUAUGCAGUUCAAAUAUUUCAUGGCCCUGGUUCAAGAGAUGGCAGUGAAGAUUGACCAGGGCUUCCUUGGGGCCAUCAUUUCCUUGUUUACCGCGGCCACGGACCCACGGGCAGAGAAGCAGAAGACCAAGCUCAUCGAGCGGGACCUGGAGAGCCUGCGGGCGGAGCUCAUGGAGGCGUCGAUGACGGACACGUCGGGCCUCAGCUUCUUCGAGCACUUCCACAUCUCGCCCAUCAAGCUGCACCUCAGCCUGUCUCUGGGCCCCAGCGGGGACGACUCCAACCAACAGGACACGCUGCCCAUCCAGUCGCUCAAUCUGCUCCUGAAGAGCAUCGGAGCAACGCUCACUGACGUCGAUGACCUCAUCUUCAAAUUAGCCUUCUUUGAGGUGAGGUAUGAGUUCUACAGGCGGGAUAAACUCAUGUGGGCUGUGAUUCGCCACUAUACCGAGCAGUUCCUGAAGCAGAUGUACGUCCUGGUAUUGGGCCUCGAUGUGCUGGGCAAUCCGUUUGGACUGAUCCGGGGUCUGUCAGAGGGAGUCGAAGCUUUUUUCUAUGAGCCCUUCCAGGGGGCUGUCCAAGGCCCAGAGGAGUUUGCGGAGGGCUUUGUGAUUGGCGUCCGCAGCCUGCUCGGUCACACCGUGGGGGGCGCAGCAGGCAUGGUGUCCCGCAUCACAGGCUCUGUGGGAAAAGGUCUGGCGGCCAUCACAAUGGAUAAGGAAUAUCAGCAGAAGCGCAGGGAGGAGAUGAACAGACCGCCCAAAGACUUUGGAGAAAGCCUGGCCAAGGGUGGGAAGGGCCUCCUGAAGGGUGUCGUCGGGGGAGUGACCGGCAUCGUGACCAAACCUGUCGAGGGAGCCAUGAAGGAAGGAGCAGCCGGCUUCUUCAAGGGCAUCGGGAAGGGUCUGGUGGGGGUGGUGGCCCGACCAACAGGGGGCAUCGUGGACAUGGCCAGCAGCACUCUCCAGGGCAUCCAGAGGGUGGCGGAGUCAACGGAGGAGGUGACGAGGUUGCGACCCGUCCGGCUGAUCCGGGAGGACGGCAUCGUCCGGCCCUAUGACCUGCAGGAGUCGCAGGGCUACGAUUUAUUCCAGCACAAAAAGGACUGAGAUGGGGGGGGGGGGGUUCAUAUGACUCCCCGAAGUGUGAGAGUCCUUAUGCCAGAUGUAGCCUCUUAGAGCUCCCUCAUUUUCUCAUGUUUACCCAUCAUGCAUUACACCAUGCACAUAGCCCAGUGCCAAGGUACCAUUUCACGCAUGAGUCCAUGACUCCAUUUCAUGCCCACAUCACUCUGUGACUCCAUUUCAUGCCCACAUCACUCUGUGGCUCCUUAACCUGGUCAGGAAGUUCAAUUAAUCCACAUUUUAUGAUAUACAGGCAGCUCCUGACUUGCUUAAAAAAUAUUCCAGAUAAUAGCACAUAAAAGGUGAUGGGCCUGCGAGUAAAUUUACACUUUAUCCCUUCAUUUAUUUAAUACGUGUCCUUUAGUACAUAUUGCUACUAUAUUUUGGCUUGUGUGUGUUUUUGUUUUGGGUGUCUUGUAUGGUAAAACUUGACUUGUGGAUUGUAUGGGUUUGUGAGACGGGCUACUUGUGUCGGUCGAGGGCUGCCUGCGUUUCGAUUGACCGGUUUGUACAGCACAACGUGGAGAGUCAUGUCGCCACAUUCUAGAAAGUGCCGUGCUCUCCGGGUGAUGUGGCCCCCGGUGUAAGUUUAAGCGUGCUCCGCUUUUCCUGCCCUACCUUACCCACCUUUUAAGCUCCGAGGGUGGCGCCUGUUUGGCUCCUACAGCUUAAAUGCCACAGCGUUUCGCAUUUUAUACAGAAUUAAAUUUAGAAGCCCCAGCAAAGCAGUCUAAAGAUGAUGUAGGCCUUGUGGGAAUGUUUACUCCAGACUGUUCUUUAGAUUCCUGCUGGGUAAACUUUUCCCAUUUUGUUGUGGGUUUAUCUUAAAUCUAUUAUUUUAUAAUUUCACAUGCUACACUAUUAAUGUAUCCAUGGAAACUGAAUAAUGUAUUUUAGCGCUAAAAAUGUCUUGCAUCGUUAAACUUCACCUGUGUCAUCUUAUUUUGGCAUUAUUGUCCUACUCCAGAAAAAUUGCAAAAUAUAUAUACCUGUUUUUCUAAGGUUGCCUUGAAUUAUAUUCACAUUACUUUGGCAUGCUCAUGAAAGAAGUACAUUUUAGCUUUUUGUUGAAAUCUAAAUAUAUUGUAACAUUGAAUAGCUUCCAAAUUUGUGAUGUGUAUAAAUGCCAAUUUUGACUUGCAAAACUGUUGUAUUUUCAUAAUUCGUACUGCAUGACCCAAGUUUAUGUACACAAAUAUAAACUUUUUAACAUUUUUAAUUUGAAAAGAUGUGAAUUUUCGUUUGCAAAAAAUUUUUAUCAUUCCUUAAAUGCAAGAAAUUUGAUUUUUAUUUCUAAUAUUCAUUAAAAAGCCUUAAAUAUUAACCCUAAGGUCACUGUAAAGUGAAUAUUUUGACAUUGCUCACUGUGUACUCGGUGUCUUGUGUCCUGUGUAAACUUAGAAAUAAUAAACUCAUCUAUAUUUA